Piliocolobus tephrosceles (Ugandan red Colobus) is the source of this 9714-nucleotide messenger RNA. RefSeq names its product calneuron 1 (gene CALN1). The record is from RefSeq and is a predicted model, not a curated record. The transcript is spliced from 6 exons. Bases 695 to 1354 code for a protein of 219 amino acids. Gene Ontology annotation, molecular function: calcium ion binding. NCBI's taxonomy places the organism in Eukaryota, Metazoa, Chordata, Mammalia, Primates, Cercopithecidae. Gene Ontology annotation, cellular component: trans-Golgi network membrane.
GUUCCUCAGGUUGCGCUGCCUGGAAACCGAGGGAGCCAUUGGAGAGGCGGAGGGUGGGGGUGGGGGCUCCCCGACCCUCGGAGGAGCCGGGGCGCAGGCGGCCAAGGCGAGCCCAGAAGCCCGGCUCCUGAACGCGGGCGCCGGCAGAGCGUGGACGGUGCUGCUGGCGGCCGCAAGGCCCCGGGGGGCCCGCAGGGGAGGAGCUGGGGAGGAGGCCGGAGCUGCAUGGAGUUUCUAGGGCGCGCAACUCCGGCGGGGCCUCGGCCACUGGGCUCCGGGGCGCAGCGAGGCAGCCGCGCACAUGGGCUGAACCCGCGCGGCCAGCGGGAGCGGGAGGGGUAGAAGAGAGCGCGGUGCAGGGGGUGCGGGGCACACGUCCCCAGACGGGAGCAGAGGACAAGGACAGGGAGGCACGCGCCCAGAUCGCGCUCCGAGUCGACGAGGGGGCUCGUGUCGGUCUCGGCGCGCGCGUGGGGAGCGGCCCGGGGGCGCCAAGGGAGCCGGCGGCAGCGAGGAUGCCGGCGCGGGGACGCGGCUGCCGGCUGGGGGUGUGAGCGAGAGGCUGAGCGCUGCCCGCUCGGCGCCUCCAUUCCGCGCCGCCCCCUCCCUGCGGGCCUCGGAGGAAGCCCCCCGCGCGGUGCGGAGGCGCUUCGGCUGCCGGGCUGCGGAGCCCCGGCCCAGCGAGAGGGAAAAGAUGCCGUUCCACCAUGUGACCGCCGGCUUGUUGUACAAGGGGAAUUACCUCAACCGAUCGCUCUCUGCUGGCAGUGACAGUGAACAGCUGGCUAACAUCUCUGUGGAAGAGCUCGACGAAAUCCGAGAGGCCUUUCGGGUUCUGGACCGGGAUGGGAACGGCUUCAUCUCCAAGCAGGAGCUGGGCAUGGCCAUGCGCUCUUUGGGGUACAUGCCAAGCGAGGUGGAGCUGGCCAUCAUCAUGCAGCGCUUGGACAUGGACGGGGAUGGCCAGGUGGAUUUUGAUGAAUUCAUGACCAUCCUUGGCCCCAAACUGGUGUCUUCAGAAGGUCGCGAUGGUUUUCUUGGAAACACGAUAGACAGCAUAUUCUGGCAGUUUGACAUGCAAAGGAUAACUCUGGAAGAGUUGAAGCACAUUCUCUAUCAUGCCUUCCGAGACCACCUAACGAUGAAGGACAUUGAGAACAUCAUUAUCAACGAGGAAGAGAGCCUGAAUGAGACCUCGGGGAACUGCCAAACAGAGUUUGAAGGAGUGCAUUCCCAGAAGCAGAACAGACAGACCUGCGUCCGGAAGAGCCUCAUAUGCGCCUUUGCUAUGGCCUUCAUCAUCAGCGUCAUGCUGAUUGCAGCCAACCAGAUACUCCGGAGCGGCAUGGAGUAGCAGCCUCCCGCCAGCCACACUGUGUUGCAGCUCACCGCGCAUGUGCAUGCCCUGCGGGCAGACUCUUCCUCCACACAGCAGACACAGACCUAUGGACUAUGGAUGGAUGUGGACGAUGGAACCAUUCAGUAAAGAACCCAAGGUUGAGUGCAACUGGGGUUGCACUUCAGCUUCAUCUCCUUGGCAGGGACACUAAAGGGCUGUCUUCAGUGCUUUAAUGGUUUUGUUUUCUAAUGCAAUAAAUAGCCAGGAUUUCCGAAUUACUGCUUCAACCAUCAGUCAUAACUCUAGAGAAAAACUUCAUCUUCAUCUCGGAAUUCCAGCGGCCAUCCAGGUAUAAUGGUGAGAGAGCAAGAGAGAGGCAUGAACACACAGUCACCUCCACUCCCCAUUCCUUCAACCCAAGGGUCAACAGGACACUCUCUGCUGAGGUCAACCCUCAGUUCCAAGAGGCUGACUUCUGGGUUGCCACAGAAGAGAGGGCUUUCCAUCCCACCCUGGCUUCCUUCCUCCACCCAGUGGAGACCCCCCCAAGGCAUGAGGGGAAAGCCAUUAAGUGGGGUGCAGCCCUGGUGGUCUUUAGCUGCACCCCUCACCGCUUCCGUUCUUACUGCCUUUUCUAGAGGACUGCCAUUGGUAGAGCUGGGGUGCUCUCAGUUUCCGUUGGCACUUGGCUUUCUGUUCCUAGAGCCCAUCCCGCACCAGCAUUUUGGAAUCUGCAGAGAGCCUUUCUCCCAGCUUUGCCGCCUGUGCUGCCAUUAGAGAAAAAAAAAAAGAAGCGUAAUCGUGGGCAUCUCUAUCACAUAGACAGAUAUAUAUAUUUGGCUUCUUCGUGUGUGACGUCAUUCUUCCCUAAUCGCUUACCCCUAAUAUAAGCUUGUCCUCCCUCCCACACUCAUCCCUGCUUCUUUGGGGCAGGGGUGAGGCAGGUUGAGGGGGAGGGGACUGAGACUGGCGGUGAGGUUUUGACACCCACACCCAGCCAUCUGGAGUCAUGGAGACCCACCACGUCUCUAUGCCAGAUGACCUUUGUAAGUUAAGGUCCUUGUGCAUCUUACCUUUCCCUUACCUUGGAGUUUGCUUUGUUAGUUAGUCUUCCCCAGCUAAAAAGAGAAAUGCAAUCCAAAAUGGAAAGAUGGAGAGAUCAAACGACUGUAUUUUACAUAAGAUCUUCUGGCCUUCACAUUCUGCAACUGACUUAUUUUCAGGAGGUGGGGGGGAAAGAUGUUUAUGAGUUUAGCCAACAGAACAGGUAAUUUACUCCUGCCUGCAGAAUACUUUCGUUGGGGAAGGUAACUGAACCAAGGAUCUGUUUUCAACUCCAUUCCAAGUCUGUAAUUUCCUGACUUUUCCUAGAUGUCAGCCACUACUAUGAAUUCAAGCUUGUGUAGUCAGAUUAGCCAGUAAUCUCUAGAUGUAAUAGUUCCCUUUGUACUUUUCCAAGCUCAGGUCUUUAUUUUGUAAUGGAAUUACCUUGCUCCUACUUCUUUUGAUUACAUCCUAAAACUACAUGCUUCCCCCCUUUCUUCCAGUAUCGAGCCACCAGAAGCUUUCUUGUCUCAGUGCAGUGGGUAGGGUUUUUGGUGCAUUGUGUGUUCCUGAUCUCCCUCCCUGUCUUCCCGCUCAGCUUUCUCCCUACUGCCUUCUCAGACUUGGAGCACCCAAGGUCUCCGAUGAGAGUUUUCUCAUUCACCUCUGCAAGUGCUCCUGGCAACAGCCUGGGGGCAGCUGUAGAAACUUUCCCUUUGUGGGAGAGUGUGAAUAUUCCUGAUGAGCACAAGUAAAACUAGGGUUUGAGCCAUAGUAUGGAGGAGGGAGGAGAUGUAAGUUCCCAAGAGCCUGGGGGAUUGCAGGUCCCCCUGCAAAACUUCCUGGAGUUCAGCCCAGCAAGGCCAGACCAAGGAGGCAGCAACCUGCCUUUCCCCCUUACCUGCCCUGCUGCCUGCACGCUGCAUGCCUGCCCCUUCUGUCAGUCCCGUUGGCUGACUCACCACUGUCCCCUUAGGAUUGGAAUUCUGAACUAGAACAGGUCCAAAUGCAGAAUACUAACACAUCGAACAACCUCAUCCUUAAUAUCUGCCCUGGGCAGUUUGCCCUUUCCCAGCUGGAUUUGGAUGGGAGGGCAGAGCAGAUCUUGAAGGGAUGUAUUUUCCUAUCUUUCCCUGACCCCUGAACCACCAAACCACGUCCUCCUGGGGAUAGGGGUGCAGGACCCUAAGUAGACUGGGUAGAAACCCCAGGGAUGAUUCUUCAAAGCCCCCUCCCCCAUGAGAGGGGCCUGAAAUGCCGCAGCUGAGGCUGGUCUUCAGGGCAGAAAAUGAGUACUUCUUCGAAGGCGGCUUUUCUGCAAGUUCUUCUGCCUCCUGCUGGAGAACAGAGACCCUUCAGGAGGUGGGUGUUAGAUUUCAUCAGCAGAGAGAUUAGCCACUGUGCAGGGGUAGGGAGGAAAAGGAGUUCUGGAGAGGCGCCAUCAUCCUGUUUUCUACAAAGGCUGCAGGAAUCCUUCCCUAACAGUGACCCUUCUUCUCACUCCCAGUGACCUGGAAGCAAGCCCACCCUCCCCAGGGGAAAAUCUAGGAGAAUGCAUUCCUCUGCGGACUGCUAGAGAGAGACGGCAAGAAGGAAGAUACGGAAUUCUUUCUGACAGCUUAGGAGUUAACUUCCCACCGUGGUAACCCCCCACGUGGCACCCAGGGACUGAAGGACACAGUGGGUGGAGACAGCCCUGAGCUAGCGGCAUUCCUUAGACUUCAGGAGCUCAGAAUUUGUCCCGGUGACUUGCACCCUGAUUGCUUUUCUUGGACAGUUUUGUCUUGGGUAUAAGGAAGGCUUCUUUGUCAGGCAGCCAACUCCCAGCCCCGUUCACACAAAUUUUGUGCCAGGGCCCCAUGCCAGUCAGUGUCCCCAUCAUGGUGACUAUGAAGCUAAUGGCUGAAGGUUCCAGAAGGUCCUGGUCUCCCAUGCCCAAGGGAUGCCAUGUAGCCCCAGCUGGAGGUGACUUCUGCAGGAAUUAAGAGGGAAGAGCCCACCCCUCGCUCUGUCCUCCAGCUAACAGACUUAGGAACCAGUGACCUUGGCUGCCCAGCUGCGGGGAGACUGAGUGAUUGACAAACACAGGUUGGCUCAUUCUUGCUGCAAGAGCAGAUACCCCCACCCUCGCCCAGAAAAUACAAGUGAUGAUCAAGAAGGCAGUUUCCUUGGGAGAGAAGAGGAAAUGGACCCUGACUCCCUUGAUCCCCAAAGAAGCUGUGCCCCACCGUUCCAGAUACCAACAAAGCCCCCAAACAGAAUGUAGCAUCGGAACUACUAGCAGUGGCUUCCAGAAUGUGCAUGGGUCCCACGGGACUGAUCUGACAAAAAAAAAAAAAAAAAAAGAGAGGAAUAUUACCAUGGCAACCCUUGCAUCCACCCUGAAUUUGCCAAGGCACACAAAAAUAGGGAACAUUUUCUUAAAGAACACUCCCAAUUCAGCCUGAGUGCAACCUGACUCUCUGCAUCUGUAUCCUGCUGGGAGAGGCAAUUACCCUUAAAGAAUCUGGGUGGUUUCUCUGCCUUUUUGUCUUGCAUUUGAACUUGUCCUUCUAUUUACUCAAGAGAACAGGAGCUACCUGUAAGCCCUGGUAUCUCCCCAUCCCUACUCCCAGCCCCUUCUCCCAGGGUCCAGAGCCAGGACCCCUUAAUCUAGGUAAACAGGCAGAAAUAUCAUCUUGGAAGGCAAACAAGAUUUUAAGCCUCCAGUCUUUAAAAGUAACGGUUUGCCUGUUGAGACACACUCUCGCAAGCCAGACGUGUGAACUUUGGUGAACUGAGGUUUACAUGUGGUCUUAGGCAAACCCAGUGGUUUCAGAAAUGUCUGGGUGUUUUAUUUGCAGAGAACAAGAUAUGUCUUAUGAGUCUCCUUUUUUGAUACCUGCCCUGUCUCAAAUUUCACUUGACAAAUGGUCUACAAUCUUGCAGUUAUCCAAAAAAGCCUAUGAGAAAUGAACAGCUGCUUUUGACAGUAAUGCCCCUCCCAACUUCCCAUUCAUAGAAUCAUAAAGCGCUAAGUUUCAGAACUGAGAGAGAAAAAUUUACCUUUAAUUCCAAAUGCCUCCUACAAGGCUUAAGUCCAGACUCAGGUCAUAAAUCAAAGAGAGUUUUGCACAUUGCUCUUCACCUAAAUCUAGCAGUUUCCCUGAGGCCCUGUGAGGGCAUGGACAGAAAAUGAAGGGUGCAACCACCCAGGACAGCUCCCUGGUUUGGGCUGACCUGGCCAUGUGUGGUUGCAUGUCCUAGGAUCCAUGUUUACUGUGUCCUUGCUCUCCUUCCUUGCAGAAGCCGCUAAGCUCUGCUCCUCCUAACUGCAGGUCUCAAACCCUAUUGGGUCAUUUUGCCACUCUAUUUCUCCAAAUGCCCUAGUCAUUACAUUUUUCACCGUUUCACCAAGAUACAGGGAGGGUCUGGAAUUCCCCUGCUAGGAAGGGCCCCUUUUCCUAUAUCACCAUGAUGAUACAGAUGAACUGAGAUUAAACUUUUAGACUUCAGCACAUCGCACAUCCUGGUUGUAUAACCAAGAGGUCUGCAGAGCUGCGACCUGAAGAACAUCUGUCUUAAAAGACCUCAAAUCAGAACAUUCUCAUUGGCCUCUUCAGUGAUCCCCAUGGAGCUAAGAGUCUGUAACCGAAAGGCCUUACCAUAGCCAUCUUCCCUCCACACCUGAUUGCUCAACUGCCCUAGAAGGGGAGAAUCUGUCUGAAAUAGAAAAGAAGCAUUAAGGACCAGGUGCGGUGGUUCACACCUAUAAUCCCAGCACUUUGGGAGGCCUAGGCAGGUGGAUCACUUGAGAUCAGGAGUUCAAGACCAGCCUGACCAACAUGGUGAAACCCCAUCUCUACUAAAAAAAAAAAAAUACAAAAAUUAGCUGAGCAUAGUGUCGGGCACCUAUAAUCCCAGCUACUCUGGAGGGCUGAGGCAGGAGAAUCACUUGAACCCUGGAGGCAGAGGCUGCAGUGAGCCGAGAUCGCGCCACUGCACUCCAACCUCGGCAACAAAGCAAAACUUCAUCUCAAAAAAUAAUUUUAAAAAAAGAAGCAAUAUUCACCAGCUAAGACUUUUCCAUUUAAAUUAUUUAAAGUGAUGGCAACAUAGAGGAGAAUGAGGGCUGCCUCUUACCGACCCUGUCUCCACAAUAAUUUGAGUGUCACAACUGUUCAGCUUCACUUCAUACUUGCUUUGACUAAGUCACUCAGGGGACUGUCCUCAAUUUUUUGGCCCUUUUUGGCCCUGGCAUAAAUAGGUGUAUGUUAGUACAUUUUGCAUUGUUAUAAAGGAUAGUUUAUAACACUGGAUAAUUUAUAAAGAAAAGAGGUUUAUUUGGCGCACAGUUCUGCAGGCUGUAUGAGCAAGGUAUCAACAUCUACUUGGCUUCUGGUGAAGCCUCAGAAAGCUUUGACUAAUGGUGGAAGGUGAAGGGAUAGCAGGCACAUCACAUGGCAAGAACAGGAGCAAGAAAGAGGAGAGGAGGUGUCAGUCUCCUUAACAACCAGCAAUUGCAUGAACUAAUAAGGUGAGAAUUCACUCAUUACUACGGGGAGGGCACUGAGUCAUUCAUGAGGAAUCUGUCCCUAUGUCCCAAAUACCUCCUAGCAGGCCCCACCUCCAGCAUUGGAGAUCAACAUGAAAUUUGGAGGGAACAAAUAUCCAAAGUGUAUGAUUGGUUUGGAGGAAUGAGAUCAAUUACGCCAACAAGCCAAGCAUUUCUCUUCGUAUCUAUGGUCACUGGUAAUGCAUAUGGUCACUUUGACAGCUAUGGUUUCUCCUUCAUAUUCAUUUGGGACUCUUUAUAGUGUCUCGAGAGACAUGAAGAUAUUGAUCAAAAUGUCUCCAAGGCAAAAUUAAUUUUAUUCCAUUGACUGGAAAUAUAUCACAAGGAAUGAGAUUUUUCCAGCCCCACCCACAAGACAGUCCUCUGAAAGUGGAAAAGCUCACCCAGUCACCUCCCCUUACCCUGACCUUGGGGUAGUUCAUCAGUUGAGCACACCCCCCGUGCCGGGCAUAGACUCACCCACCUCUUUUCCUCAGGUGUGAUGGGUUGGCUUUCAAACUAGUGCUUCUCACACUGUGAAGUUAUUGUCCAAGUGGAAAGGAUACAGAGGCUGGAAUUUUCCGGUGGGAUAGAAGAGCAGGCUAAUUAGGAAGAAAUAUUCCAGGGAAUGCAAGGUGCAACUGUGAUAUUGCUCCAUCCCUGGACCUGAGAGAGACAAAGAAAGUUCUUAAAGGGCUGCAGAUGCUGUCCUCUAAAGUUCUUCUCCAGAUUGCUGGCCUACUUUGGAAACAUGCAGAGCAUUGAGUGUCAAGGGGUUGCCCAUCAGUCUGAUCCACAUGACAGGCUCUGUGGAUUUCAAGAGCAGGCUGGUAGCUCGCCGUUCCUGGGAGGAUGCUGACAUCUGUCAAGCCCAGAAUGCCUCUCCCAGCGUGCUCAGACCUGUUAAACUGAGGCCAGGAGAGCAGAGGAAAGAACUCAAAAUGUGGUUAGUACUACCAGCUGGAGAAAGCCCAGGAGUUAGGACUCUUCCACCCACUAUCUAGGUUAUGUUGAGUGACAUUCCUCCCUGACUUCAGGUUUCUCUAAAGCCAGAGGAGAAGUCAACCAGACAAGCCCUCCCAUCUGUUUUGUCUGAAACAAGAUGGAGUGAAUACUCCCUACUGAGAGGGUCUGGAUUUCCCCCAUGAAUUGCACUAGGAACUGGCAGCUCCUUUUUGAACACAAGUCCCAAGAGGCAGUUGUGUUAAAGUCUCUCUUUUGGUGUCCGCUGUCUGUAAAUGAAACAAUGCAAAUUGGUGUAUGUCAAGUGUGUCAUAUCUUGCAGGCAAGAGGUUUUGUUUAUUCCCUAAGGACUUGCUGACUCAAGGGAGCAUCAAAGAUGAGCUUUCUGUCUUUGUCUUGGCAAGUGUGAAAAUAAAGGGAGUCAGUCACCUCCCCAAAGGUCAUGUGAAUCAGAAUUCAGGAGGAAGUUGGAGGAAACAAUGGCAGAUUCCAAGAAGAGAUGCGUAUUUCUCCAUCUGAGAAAGCCUUACUGAAAGCUACUGAAUAAAGAGCACAAUUUCCAGUUAUUUCUUUCUUUCCUUGUUUUUUAUUUUUUUUUUUCUGGCCACUAUAACAGCACUUCCAGCAUAUGUUGAUAGUGGCUUAUAAUUAUUCCUAAUACCACAGAAAGAAGGUGGUCGUGAUCUCUGGUGAUUGUGAGGAAUUAGAUUAAGAGUCCCGGGGGACAGGCCACCUGCGAUAGCUCUUUAAAUGGCUAAUGAGGGAUGCUGAGUGCUGAGUGGUGCCUGCUUUUGAUGUGGCCCACCCAUGAGCAGGGAGAGAGGGCAGGAAGAGAGGGCAGGAAGGGAGCAGCUGCAGGAUCCACAAGUCUCUAACCCUUCUGCCCCAGGCAAUAUAAAACCCUAGAUUCUCAUUCUUUUUCCCUCUUCCUGUAUAUCCCAGUAAUUGUUUUUCUAACAAACCUUGUUGUUCUCCCUGGGAAAGACCUAGAUUGGCCAAGAAAGGACCCUCUCAGCUCCUGGUGGAGAGCUGCACAAGCCAGUGCCUCUCAACUCUCUCCAAGGAAAAUUAAAGCAUAUUUUCUCUUUCUUAGCUCAAAAUCAGCUUUCAGGGGUCCUCGAGUGGCUUCUUAGUGGGGUCUGAUUUUCUUCCCCAGUUCUGAAUCCAGGAAGAAGCUAUUUCUCCAAGGACUAACCAAAAACAAUGACUUUGGAGGAAAAUUAGACUAAUUAGACUCAGAAAGUCUGUCCAGGCAUUGGGUUGGUGAACUGUCAUCUGUUGGGUGGGGAGGAGGGUUGCUGUGAUUGUAGCGGUCAUUAGACUUGGGACGUGAGCUGUCUCUCAAAGCACAGUAGUAAAUAACUGUAUUUUGUAUAUUGCCCCCAAUAUGUUGGGUGUAAAUAGAAGCACAGCUGGGGAUUGAUCACGGCCAGGACGAUUGGAGCUUGGCAGCUCUCAUAUCCAGAAUAAGCCACUAAGAUGGAGCUCAUCAAUCACCAUCUCCCCAUUUACCUCAUUAGCAUCCCAUUUUCUCUCAUUCAGUAUUAGUUGAUGAUUUCUGCUAUUAAGUGAUGAGAAAGUCAGCAGACUAGUCAAAAAAGAAUCUUUAUAUAAAAUGUACAUAUUAAUAUAAAUUAACUUAGCAUGCAACUUACCAAUCAAAUGAAGUAUAUAUUAUUAAUAUGUUAUCUUAGUGUAUAAAGGAAAACUGCCAUAUUUACCAGAUGUUUUCUUUAACCGAACUUGUCUGUAAAUAUAUAAUCUGUAUAAAAAGAGUCUAAUUUACCAUUAUUUAUGCAAUAGAAAAAAUAAAAGUUUUUUUUUUUUCUUUUGA